AUGGGGGACGUCGGUAAGAUCACCAUUGGGAGCCAACAGCCUCGUCUGGUGACUGGGGGCCGAGGGGGCGUGUUGCGGGCCGGUGCUGCCGGGGUUCGGUGCGGGCGCCGCCGAGGCCCGCGGAGCUGGCGGGAGCGGGGGCUGGAGGGCCGAGACCGGGAGUUUAAUAAGAAUUUUUCACUAAGUAUUUGUUUAUUUGUAGGUAUAUUUGCUUACUUAAACUACCAUGUUCCUCGAACGAGACGAGAAAUCUUGGAGACCCUCCUCAAAGGCCUUCAGCGACUGGAGUACAGAGGAUAUGAUUCUGCUGGUGUGGGAGUUGACGGAGGCAAUGACAAAGACUGGGAAGCCAAUGCCGGCAAGAUCCAGCUCAUUAAGAAGAAGGGGAAGGUCAAGGCUCUGGAUGAAGAAGUUCACAAACAACAAGAUAUGGACUUGGAUAUAGAAUUUGAUGUACAUCUGGGAAUAGCUCAUACCCGCUGGGCAACGCAUGGAGAACCCAAUCCAGUCAAUAGCCACCCUCAGCGCUCUGAUAAAAAUAACGAAUUCAUUGUUAUUCACAAUGGAAUCAUCACCAACUACAAAGAUUUGAAAAAGUUUUUGGAAAGCAAAGGCUAUGACUUUGAAUCUGAAACAGACACAGAGACAAUUGCCAAGCUUGUGAAGUAUAUGUAUGACAACCGGGAAAGUCAAGAUACCAGUUUCACUACAUUGGUGGAGAGAGUUAUUCAACAAUUGGAAGGUGCUUUUGCACUUGUUUUUAAAAGUGUUCAUUUUCCUGGGCAAGCGGUUGUCACAAGGCGGGGUAGCCCUCUGUUGAUUGGUGUACGUAGUGAACAUAAACUCUCUACCGAUCAUAUUCCCAUACUUUACCGAACAGGCAAAGACAAGAAAGGAAGCUGCAAUCUCUCACGGGUGGACAGCACAACCUGCCUUUUCCCUGUUGAGGAAAAGGCAGUGGAAUAUUACUUUGCUUCUGAUGCCAGUGCCGUCAUAGAGCACACCAAUCGUGUCAUCUUCCUCGAAGAUGAUGAUGUCGCAGCGGUGGUGGAUGGUCGUCUUUCUAUCCAUCGAAUCAAGCGAACUGCCGGAGACCACCCCGGACGAGCUGUGCAAACCCUUCAGAUGGAACUGCAGCAAAUCAUGAAGGGCAACUUCAGUUCAUUUAUGCAGAAGGAGAUCUUUGAGCAGCCCGAGUCAGUUGUGAACACAAUGAGAGGAAGAGUCAACUUUGAUGACUAUACUGUGAAUUUGGGUGGUCUGAAGGAUCACAUUAAGGAGAUCCAGAGGUGUCGGCGGUUGAUUCUCAUUGCGUGCGGGACAAGCUAUCACGCUGGCGUAGCAACACGCCAAGUUCUUGAGGAGCUGACUGAGCUGCCCGUGAUGGUGGAGCUCGCCAGCGACUUCCUGGACCGCAACACGCCCGUUUUCCGAGAUGAUGUUUGCUUUUUCAUUAGUCAAUCAGGUGAGACGGCAGACACCCUCAUGGGCCUGAGGUACUGCAAGGAGAGAGGAGCGCUAACUGUGGGGAUCACAAACACAGUCGGUAGCUCUAUAUCCAGGGAGACAGACUGUGGAGUUCACAUUAAUGCAGGUCCCGAGAUUGGUGUGGCCAGUACAAAGGCUUACACCAGCCAGUUCGUGUCCCUUGUGAUGUUUGCCCUUAUGAUGUGUGAUGACCGGAUCUCCAUGCAAGAAAGACGCAAAGAGAUCAUGCUGGGGUUGAAACGGCUGCCUGAUUUGAUUAAGGAAGUGCUGAGCAUGGAUGACGAAAUCCAGAGACUUGCAACAGAACUUUACCAUCAGAAAUCAGUCUUGAUAAUGGGGCGUGGCUAUCACUAUGCUACCUGUCUUGAAGGGGCCCUAAAAAUCAAAGAAAUUACGUACAUGCACUCAGAAGGAAUCCUCGCUGGUGAGUUGAAACAUGGUCCUUUGGCUUUGGUGGAUAAGCUGAUGCCCGUCAUCAUGAUCAUCAUGAGAGACCACACCUAUGCCAAGUGCCAGAAUGCUCUGCAGCAGGUGGUUGCUCGGCAGGGGCGCCCCGUGGUGAUUUGUGAUAAGGAAGAUACCGAGACCAUUAAGAACACAAAACGAACGAUCAAGGUGCCACACUCAGUGGACUGCCUACAGGGCAUCCUCAGCGUGAUCCCCCUGCAGUUGCUGGCUUUCCACCUGGCUGUGCUGAGAGGCUAUGACGUCGAUUUCCCGCGGAAUCUUGCUAAGUCUGUAACUGUGGAGUGAAGAGCAUCCGAAACUCGGCGCUGUUGAGCAACACAAGACACCUUUUGUAUUUAAAACCUUGAUUUCAAGUAUCACCCUUUUAAGCCUUUUUUAGUAAAUCUUUAUUUAUAUAUCAGUUAUAAUUAUUCCACUCAAUUAGUGGUUUUUGUGAAAAUUACCUCUUAUAUUUUUCCAGUAAUCUGUACGGGAGUUUGAAUAAUGGAAUCUAUAUUGGGAUCUAUGUCAAAAAGAGAUUUUAACUGUCAUUUUCUGUUGCACUUUUGGGCACUCCAAUCUGGGAGGGUUGUAUACUGUUAAAACCAUUGGCUUUUGCUUUACCCUGCCAUUCUGGCUAAUGGGAGGAUGGUGGAGAGAACUGGACUGUCUAAAAGCAGCAGCAACGCCUCUAACGUGCACGUGAACAUUUACGAUUGCUUCUGAGUUACACACCAAGAGAAGAUGCUGUGACUGACUGUGACACUUGUUUCUCUUCUGUUUUGAAAUCAAACUCUCAAACAGAAAAAUCGAAAACUUUUCUUGGGAUUUAUGUAUAAGCAAGAUCAACCUCCAUUUUUCAAGCUCGGUACAGGGAAGAAUCUAUGUCAAGACAAUUUAGGACGCAAAUGAUUACAGUAAUGUGUUGGUCUUCCUCAACCCUUAGCAAAACAUUUGCACAAGUAUACAGCACAACUUGAAAUUGGAACUGCUAAGGACGUCUCACAGUAUGGUUCUCAAUUUGAAGAUGGGGAAGGUACAUGUAGGCUUCUUAUUCCUUGUUUUCCCAUCUCCCAGAAGUGUUCAAGUUUUAAAAACAAUUUCCUUGUAUUUGUAGUUGUAGUUUUUAAGUAGCUGCUGAUUGACGUAUUUUAUUUUGUUCUUUGAAAUCACAACAGAGAGCUGCUAUCCCCAUGUGAUCAGUCCUGAUAUGUUGAUGUCAUCCAUACCUCAGCCAUUUGUCCAAGGAAGACUGUCCCGCAGUGAUUUGUCACUUUCCCUCUUUCCUUAUGUAAAGCUAGUAUGUUAGUGCCAGUUGGGCUGAUCUACCAGUCUUUUGAAUAAUCAUUAGAGUAAAUGUGCACGGUACACUGGGCUCAGGAGCACUGCGCUUGACAUCGCUACUGAUGGAAGAGGGCAUCACGUUGGGUAUUGCUUCCCUCUUUGCAGUCUCUGUUCGACACCUGCCCUUCCUGUCUUCACUUUCCCUCCGUCCUUGCCUUUCCCCUCUUCCUUUCUCCCACCUCCCUCUCUCCUUUUAUUUUAAGUCUUUUCUUCCGUGGUGAUUUUGUCCUUAGUGUCCCUUUGCCCACUUUCCUAUUGGGGCGGUCAUCUUUUUAAUGAGUUUUAGAAGGUUUACAUACUUAGCAUAUCUAUCCUUUGUCAUACACAUUGCAGAUCCUUUUGUCUUUCUAUGUUGUCACUCACCUCUUGUUAUGGUGGAUUUUUGCCGAGAGAGCUAAUUUUUCUGUAAUCUGAUCUGCCCAUCUUUUCCCUGGAGGGUUUUGUCUGCAGUUACAUUUGGAAGGGCCUGAGCAGAAAGCCCACAGAGCCUGUGGGUCAGGUUCUCUUGGAGCUCUGGGUGUGGCGCGAGUGGAUGUGCAGCUGACCUUUGUGGGGAUGACUUGAAGCUGAGUCUGGAGGCAGUGUGUUGAGGAGGUUGGUACCACAAUCCAGGCUAAUGGCAGUGAAGGCCCAGGAGGCCCAGGAGGUGAGGAGAACAGAGACGUGCCUCCAAGGGGACUUUUUAAGGGAACUUUUUUUAAAAACGGCAAUAAAAGAGAAAGACUAAAAAUGUUCAUGGUAACUCGUGUGCUACAACAUAAGUGAUUUUUUCGAAAAGCACAAUGUCAUUUUAAAAUAAUUUAUUCAAAAUAACAUUGAAUUUGUGAAGGCCAAAGACAUUGAAGGGAAGGGUAAAGAUAUUUUAGUCUUUUGAUAGCAACAUAGUUAGUAAAUGAUCCUGUGUACAGGAAUGCCAGACAGGGUGUUUCACCCAUGGAAACAUUUCAGAUCACUUUGUUCUCACUGUUACACUGCCUCGAAAUUUUAGCACAAAUCUUAUUCUUCCAUUCUAUCUCCCUCCUGUAGUUAAAUCCUCUCUUCAGAUCAGUGACAAUGACAACCAGCACAACUGGGUACCAUUAGCUUCCAACCAGUUAAAGAAGAAAUCACACCUAACGAGCAAGAGUUCAGGUUAUGUCAUAUUAACGGACAUCUGUAAGAGGUUGAUAUCAAAGAUGUUAUGAAAUGUACCAUAAAUCAUGGUUAGUGGGAGCAUCUUACGGAAUUCUGAAAUUACCUUUCUGACUGUACUGCUUUUCAGAACGAAUAUAGAAGUAAGUGAUCCUGUUAGUUUUUUUAAUGUUCUCUGAUUGAAUGAUUUUGCCUAAAUAAAACUUGGUAUUUGUUUAAAUAUCCUUCUUGUGAACUGGAAAUUUUAGAAUCAUCCUUGCUUUGUUUCAGUUUUCUGUUUUUUGAAUUGAAUGUUUUAGUUUACUGAGCCAACUAGUGAUUUCUUCCUUAUGUCUUGUAAGUCCAGUGACUCUUAAGCCUGAACUGUGAAUAAAUCACCAAAAACUUGCUGGGAGUUGCAUUUUGAAGCAAUCUGCCGACAUUUGACUUGCAUAUACUUUUUGUAGCUGUGUUAAAGGUUGUAUUGUCCUCAGAAUGUAGCCCAUGCUUAGUUUAGUUGUUAGUAAACAUUUCUCUUUGUUGUUGUUUUUAUGGCAUAUAUUUCACGUCAUACAAAUCAAUAGUUCAUAUUAAAAAGGGUUGUACAGUCAAUUAGUAAACAUUUCUGAUGUUGAAUGUUUAUUAGUAUUGCUUUAAAAAAGACAGAGAAAUGAUUUCAUCAUAAGCUUUAAAACCGAAAUGCUUCCCUCUCCACAUUCUAUUGUUUGAGAAAGCUUCGAGGAAAACAGGCCAUGCUCUUGACUGCCGCCCUCUACAGGAAGUCUUUCAAGUCUGUUUACAGAGUGUUCACGAUAAUAGCCUGGUUUGUCGCUAACAAAGGAUAUGUGAGUUGGCUGAGUAGCAAGGCAGCAUGUAUCUCAUACAUAAAGUUGCUGUGUAGCUGAGAAUUCUCACCGAACAGAGAUGCUUUUAGACACCAGCAAACUGAACUCUCUGUUCCCAGUGCUUACGGCAGGAGACGGGCUUAUGCCAGGGUGGCUUGAGGGAAAACUGGGCUGUUUGUCUCUCUGGGAGAGGGGAGCCCAGUCUCCGCUCUCCACUUUCCUGGUUGCUGUGCAGCACGGCCUAGCCAACACUGCACAUUUUUUCCACAGGCCACGUUUCUUGGCAUAAAAUCCAGCUUUACUCUUCAUGAAGUUUUCUCCUAAAUUCUCCCAAAUCAGCAAUUUGCAUUUACUGAGUACUUACUAAUGGUCAAGAAAUGAUGUCUUCUAAAGUUAGGAGACCGCUUUUCAUGGGGAAGGGGGAGUUAGGGGAAAUUAUACAGAUUUUUUUUGGAUAAAGGAAAGAAGCAUGAUUCAUCGGAAGGGGAAUAAUAGUGUCCUCUCAUUUUUCAGAUAAGGUAGGAGCUUUAUUAGAAAGCAUCCUGGAGCUACAAACCAAUCUUGUAAUCAUGUGCAGAAAAGCGAUAGCUGACCCUGACCAGAGCCUGUGUGUGGAUGUGUGCGCAAGUGAGUGUGUGUGAGAUUUCUUGGUGAGUGUGUACGUGAUAACUUUCGAGGUUAGAAAGGCACAUCUAUGGAAUUCGUAUUACUACAACUCAAUGACUCAGUGCUAAGAUUCACAUUUCCCAUAAAAAUGCUAUUAUACAGCCAUUUUUGCCUUCAAGAGAUUUUUGAAUACGAAAUAGAGGUAUUUACUUAAUAAGAGGUGAAAAAUAGAGCUUGCUGAAUUGGAGAGAUGCUCUUAGGAUAGAGUUAUAGUCAUUUCCUUGCCAUUUCUAUAUCUACCUGCCUGUAUAUGUUUGUAUAAAAUUAAAAAGCAUUUGUGUUUAUUUGGAUAAAAGCAUAUAUCUUACUAUAUGCUUUAACAUUUUGCGGUGUAAUGAAUGAUUUAGAAGUAUCCAGUAAUCUAAAAACCUAAGCCCCUAAAUAAAGCCUAUCAAGAAAGUCA
Echinops telfairi (small Madagascar hedgehog) is the source of this 6303-nucleotide messenger RNA. RefSeq names its product glutamine--fructose-6-phosphate transaminase 1 (gene GFPT1). The coding region runs from base 1 to 2241 and encodes 746 amino acids. The record is from RefSeq and is a predicted model, not a curated record. The transcript has 20 exons. Gene Ontology annotation, molecular function: carbohydrate derivative binding; L-glutamine:D-fructose-6-phosphate transaminase (isomerizing) activity. NCBI's taxonomy places the organism in Eukaryota, Metazoa, Chordata, Mammalia, Afrosoricida, Tenrecidae. Gene Ontology annotation, biological process: protein N-linked glycosylation; fructose 6-phosphate metabolic process; carbohydrate derivative biosynthetic process.